CCCACAUCACACAGUCUCUGAAAUCACCAGCUAUGCAACAGCCUGUUUAAUUAUAGCUAUCCCUCUGUCUUCCAAACACAGUGUUUUAUGACUUUAUACAUAAAACUGGGUUGCUCUGAAUUCUGAAUUUUGAGUCUCCUUUUGUUUCUGUUAAAGCCGACUUCACUUAUCUGUGAAUCAAGAAGAACUAGUAGUAGUAGUACAAGAACAGACCCAGAUGGAUCCGUGCCUGUUUUUGAGGAUCCUGGUGGGCAAUUUUGCUAUCAAGUUUCCGGCGAAUUCAAAACAGUCCUCCUCCACCGCUAGCCACACCUCCACGUCCCCUUACUACUGCAAAAUCAGACUUAGCAACCGGAGCAAUAACCAAUUUCCUGUUCACUUGGCUAAGAUUCCUCUAUUAUCUCCACAACAACAAGAACCACAACAUGGAUCUUUAUCAAAUUCACUCGCCGCCUGCUUUACUCUCAAUGAAACCCAGAUCAAAAACUACUCUGUUCCAUCGGAAAACCCACCUAAGUUGAAGAUUGACAUCUUCAAGGGCAGCCAAGGUAUGAGUUGUGGGUUGCUUACAGGAGGGAAGUUGUUGGGUAGGGUUUCGGUGACGUUGGGGGAUUUGGGAGAGUCGGAGACAAGGAAGCGGGUAAUUCACAGUGGAUGGGUCUCGGUCGGUGGGGGCAAGAAGGGGUCGUCGGCGGAAUUUCAUUUAAGAGUUCGGGCUGAACCCGACCCGAGAUUCGUGUUCCAGUUCGGUGGAGAACCGGAAUGUAGCCCGCAGAUUUUUCAGGUUCAAGGGAAUACUAGGCAGGCCGUUUUCACUUCCAAGUUCAGUGGUUGCAGGAAUGCCGGCGACCGGAAUCUCGGAACCAUGACAUCAAUGUCAGAACCUGGAACUCCAAGAAAUUGGUUACCAUCUUUAGGAUCCAAUAAAGACCAAUCGUUGAAAGAACGAAAAGGAUGGUCAAUUACAAUCCACGACCUCUCCGGUUCACCAGUAGCAAUGGCGUCAAUGGUGACCCCAUUCGUUCCAUCCCCAAGAUCCGACCAGGUCAGUAAAUCCAACCCAGGUGCGUGGCUAAUUCUCCGACCGGGCCACGGCACUUGGAACCCCUGGGGCCGCCUCGAGGCCUGGCGCGAUAACUCUCAUUCCGAUGCAGUUUCUUACCGCUUCGACUUGCUCCACGACACCGCCACACCGACCACCGUCGCCAAUUCCACCAUCAGUGGGAAAACCGGUGGGAAAUUCACCAUCGACAUGUCCUCCAGUGAAGCCACCCCAGUUAAUAGCCCACACAGCAGCUGCGAUUUUGGAUCCGGGUCCGCAUCCGGAUCGUGGUCCAGCUCCGAUUUCGGGUCCUUGCCGCAAGUUUUGUACAGAGGGUUUGUGAUGUCAUCGAGUGUGGAAGGCGCGGGGAAGUGUAGCAAGCCGGAGGUGGAGGUUGGGGUGCAGCACGUGACGUGCACGGAGGAUGCGGCGGCUUUUGUGGCGUUAGGUGCAGCGAUGGAUCUAAGCAUGGAUGCUUGCAAGUCGUUCUCUCAUAGGCUAAGGAAGGAAUUGCGACAGCAGAGUCAGGGUUCUGUCGUUUGACGCCAAUAUGGUGUGUCGUUUUGAUUAGUUUGGUUAGGAUUUUUUGGAUUCUUUGGGCCAUGUGAGCUGACAGCAGUUUUGAGGCUGGUUUUGAGGCUGGAUGUGAUUGAAUUGUGUACAGUGAUUAAAUUUUUAUUAUCUAUUUUUUUUGGGCAGUUUUGGAUUCUUUUUAUAUUUUCUGUGGUUGCCAAAAUUGAAGUUCACGUUGGUCGUUGGUACCGAUAAUUUUGUUUC
Messenger RNA from Tripterygium wilfordii, 1819 nucleotides. RefSeq lists its product as uncharacterized. The transcript has 2 exons. Bases 218 to 1585 code for a protein of 455 amino acids. The record is from RefSeq and is a predicted model, not a curated record. NCBI's taxonomy places the organism in Eukaryota, Viridiplantae, Streptophyta, Magnoliopsida, Celastrales, Celastraceae.